UACUUAAAUAAAAUAAAAUAAAAUAAAAAACCUUAAAUCUAAGAUUACAAAACUGAGAAAAACAAAAAGUCGCCUCCUCAUCCGUCGGCGGGAGAAAAAUUCAGGAAAGUGUCAAUUUUUAAAAUUUCUUCCCCAAUUUGAUUUGGAUAAUCAUUAUUAGAAUCAAUCUCUGGAAAGUUCGAAUUUUUCAGGUUGAAAUAAUGAUUCUUUCUUUCUUGCCAUUGCUUUUAAAAAUCCUCAUAUCAUCGAUCCUGUCAAGGAAGUGGGUAAAGUUUGAGUUUUUAUUCUGGAGUUUGACAAAAGUUAUCGACUUUUCGAUUUCUGUCGCUCAGGGUAUGAUGUGUAGACAACAAUCUUGGGGUUUUGAAUAGUUUGUGUAUUGAAAGUUGUCUGAGAUGGAAGCAGCUAUUGCUCAAAGGUUUCAGUACCCAUCAUGGGUUGAUUGGAGAGAGUUUGAGAGGAAGCUGCCGCGUGGUUCAUUGCGGUAUCCUCAGCGAGCUAAGGAAGAGAAAAGGUUCAGGGGUCUUGCUUUGGCUCAUUUGCAACCUGAAAGAAGAAACAGAUCGUUGUCUUCAGAGCUUUCAUGUUCUGCUGAUAAUUCUUCAGCAUUGUUGGAGGCCGGAAGUGUUUAUCCAUUUGAUGAGGAUCUAAUUCUCAAGAGAAAAGCAGAAGAGGUUAAACCGUAUUUGAAUGGACGAUCUAUGUACCUUGUUGGGAUGAUGGGUUCUGGGAAAACAACCGUGGGAAAGUUAAUGUCCAAAGCUCUUGGUUAUUCCUUCCUUGACUGCGACACUUUGAUUGAGGAGGCGAUGAAUGGAACUUCUGUAGCAGAGAUAUUUGAGCAUCAUGGAGAGGGUUUCUUUAGAGGAAAGGAGACCGAUGCACUAAAGAAACUCUCUUCGAUGUAUCAAGUUGUUGUUUCCACCGGUGGAGGUGCAGUUAUAAGACCCAUUAACUGGAAGUAUAUGCAUAAAGGAAUCAGCAUUUGGUUAGAUGUGCCUCUAGAAGCCUUAGCCCAUAGAAUUGCUGCCGUUGGAACUAAUUCACGACCAUUGUUACAUGAUGAAUCAGGAGAUGCAUACACAGUGGCUUUGAAGCGUCUUUCAACUAUUUGGGAUGAGCGCAGUGAAGCAUACACAAAUGCAAAUGCCAGAGUGUCGUUAGAAAAUAUUGCAGUCAAGCGUGGCUAUAAAGAUGUCUCAGAUCUCACACCAACUGAAAUCGCCAUCGAGGCCUUUGAGCAAGUUCUGAGCUUUAUAGAGAAUGAAGAAACAAUGGAGAUCCCUGACGGUGACCUCUAAUUUCCCAGCCUCCUGUUCUCUGUCUCUUCAUUUAUAUCUGUUCAAUCAACUCAACGAAGCAAUCACCAGGCCAUUGAGCAAGUUCAGAGACAAAGAAGACCUCUAGUUACUGGUUCUGGGUCAUUGGAGCUUACACCAGCCUAAUUUUGACUGGAACAAUGCUUUGUUUAAAGAAGAUGUAAUAUGUGUAUAUAUAACUUAAUAAUACUCUUAUUGUUCCACUAUCAUUUUCCUUCUCUUUUCCUUGAAACAAAAUAAAUAAAAAGUAGCCGUAUUCGUUUUGUUAA
Molecule: messenger RNA, 1588 nt
Organism: Camelina sativa (false flax)
Lineage: Eukaryota; Viridiplantae; Streptophyta; Magnoliopsida; Brassicales; Brassicaceae
Product: shikimate kinase 1, chloroplastic
Cellular component (GO): cytosol; chloroplast
Molecular function (GO): shikimate kinase activity
Source: RefSeq, a predicted model, not a curated record